UGCUUGGCAAUACAGAGUUCUCUGAAGUUAAAGUAGUUUUUAAUGAUUUAUUUUACUAAUAAACACCUUUUUAUAUUGUAAUUUAAUUAUAACGUGACACAAUGGAACUAAAAAAAUCAACAGCUAUAAAAUUAUCAUUAGCAGUGUACAUUGCUCUGACUCUGGUAUUUCUUAUUGUUGGAAUCAUUCAGAUCAGCAGACCUGGGCAAGGAACAAAAACAAAUAUAAAGAGAUUGCCUAUUAAUUAUACUAAUUGUACAAACAAUAGAAAUAACAAACAAACAUGCAUACAAUAUCUUAUGGAAAAUAUAAAUGGAGACUGUAAAUGUGAUAUUCAUUUCAAAUUAAACGAGGACUUUAGAGGAAAUGUUACUAUUUAUUAUGAAUUAGACGAAUAUAAAAAGAUAUUUGGACCAUUAUUUAACUCCAGUGACCCCUCUCAAUGGUCAGGGAUGUUAUCAAUGCCACCCUCAGAUAUGUGUCAACCGUAUCAAUAUGCUAACACUUCGGAAGGAUCAAAGCCGAUCGUGCCAUGUGGGGCACUAGCUGAUGCUAUUUUUAAUGAUACAUAUAGUUUAUUUAAUACAAAGAUGCAAAUACAAAUGGAUGAAGUGGGGCUUAUUUCUGAUGCUGAAAGAAAAAAAUACAAAAACCCAGUCAACAUCAAGGAAGUGAAUAACUUUACAAAACCGUUAAACUGGCCGAUGAGUAUUUGGGAUAUUGGUGAGGGAAAUUUUACAGGAUUUUUGAAUGACAAGUUCAUUAUCUGGAUGAAUACGAAUUUACACCCAAAGCCGGUUGCUAAAGUCCGUAAGAUGUCGGGAUUUGAAAAUGGUUUGCCAAAAGACGAUUAUUAUUUCAAAUUUUUUUACAAUUACCCUCCAUCUAGAUACAAUGGUACUAGGACAUUGAUAUUGGAAGCUGUGGAAUUUGCGCCCUACGAAAGAUCUAGGACUUCAGGCUGGGUUCUUUUGAGUCUUGGACUUAUUUUGAUACUGUUGGGAAUUAUUGCCUACGUUGGCAGGAAAGGACAUUUCUUUGAUAUAAAUAAUAUCGCCAGUGAUUUACCAUUUUUGAAGAGAAAAACUAAUAAAAACCAACCUAAAGAGAGUCCUCCAGAAGAAGAGACGUCUUUGGAAAGAGAAGAGACAAAUAAAAAUGAUAUUUAAAUUUAAAAAAAACAUCUCAAAAGUCCACUGCAGAUACACUUUUUGAUACAGUAAAUGGUCACUAGAAUUCGCCAAUAUGGCGAAAUGACUGCCCAUAGAUAUGCUCAAUUACAGAUGUAUAUGAUAUAAAAGGGGACGCACAUAAAUUUCCCCUUCCAAUGCACCUUCUCUUCCAAAUUUACUUCCCCUUUUCUAAACGUUACAAGAAAUUAUUGAAAA
Messenger RNA from Papilio machaon (common yellow swallowtail), 1388 nucleotides. Its product is annotated as cell cycle control protein 50A. The record is from RefSeq and is a predicted model, not a curated record. The transcript is spliced from 9 exons. The coding region runs from base 102 to 1169 and encodes 355 amino acids. Lineage: Eukaryota; Metazoa; Arthropoda; Insecta; Lepidoptera; Papilionidae. Gene Ontology annotation, cellular component: Golgi apparatus; endoplasmic reticulum; plasma membrane.